ACAAGUUUCCGUUCAUUGAAACAACCUCUUCACAGGCGCACUUUAAGGCUAGAAUCAAGAUAUCAAAUCUCAAUCUAUGAACCAAAGUCUUCUCAUGAGGAAAGUUUACUUAGAUUUGCAAAGGUAGAUUUUAACAUACUCCAAAUAUUGUACAACACCGAGCUUCAGGAAGUUACUAGGUGGUGGAGAAGGCUAGAUCUUACCAAGAAACUACCCUUUUUACGCGACAGAGUUGUGGAGGCCUGCUUUUGGAUAUUGGGCGCGUACUAUGAGCCUCGCUACUCAUUAGCUAGGAUCUUUAAUGCCAAACUUUUCAAGAUAGUAUCUGUGAUUGACGACAUCUAUGACUCUUAUGGAACCGUUGAUGAGUUACAACUCUUCACCUAAGCGUUUCUAAGGUUUUCUAACAUGAAUAGGGGUGAGAGAAGCUACGUCGACCAACUUCCUAACUACAUGAAAGUAGCUUAUCAAGCAACGCAAGAUACGUUGGACGAAAUUGGGAAAGAUUUAACCCCGGAGCAACAAAUAUUUGCUAUUCAUUCGACCAAAAAACAUGUACAUAUUAAUAAAAGUUUUAUUAUUUAUCCGUAAUUAUUGUUUUUAUUUAAUUUGUUUAGCUUCUGGUAUGAAUUAUACGUUACAUUAACAAUAAUAAAGAUUAUUAAUACUAUUUUUUUCCCUAAUUAACAGUUGUCAGAAACUUGCCAAGCCUACUUUGAAGAAGCCAAAUGGCGUGAACAAAAAUUGGUUCCAACGUACGAUGAAUACAUGAAAAAUGGGGUUUUUAGCUCCGGCUAUUUGUAUGUUGCUGUGUCAUCCUUUCUAGGCAUGGGGGAGUUUGCAACUAAAGAUGCCUUUGAAUGGGUGAACCAAUAUCCCAAGGCUAUAAAAGACUCUUGUAUAAUCGGGCGGCUCAUGAAUGACAUUUCUAGCCAUGAGUUUGAAGUAAAAAGAGGCCAUAUUGUAACUGCAUUAAAUAGUCACAUGGGUCAGUUUGGUAAGUCCAUGGAAGAAACCAUAAGGAGCUUCGAUCAGAGGUGGAGUGUGCAUGGAAGGACUUAAACGAAGUGAUAUUAAGACCUACUAUUGUUCCAAGGCCAUUGCUAACUUGUGUCUUUAACUUAACAAGAAUAUUAUACGAUGUUUAUCCUGAUGAAGAAGAUGGCUAUACUAUGACCCAGUUUAUCCGAGAACAAGUUGAAAUAAUUCUAAUUGAACCUAUCAUCAUUGAAUAAAUCAUGGUUCGUACGCCAAAGAGGCAAAGACAUGACCCUGAACUAGGGUUCCAAUAAUACCUGAUGUGGAGCAACCAUGUUAUUUUACUUGGAUUAUUAAAUUAUUUUAGUUUAAAUUUGACUUACACAUUUUUACCAUUUACUUAAGUCGGUUUUUCGUGUUUCAAGCAUAUUAAGACUCUUUAUUAUUAAAUUUGUGAGGCAAUGCCCUUAGUUAUUAUUUUUUGUGAUAUUUUUAUCUAAUGAGAAAACUUUGAAGUUAUGAUAUAAUA
Messenger RNA from Chenopodium quinoa (quinoa), 1507 nucleotides. RefSeq names its product beta-caryophyllene synthase-like. The transcript has 4 exons. The annotation marks the transcript as partial. NCBI's taxonomy places the organism in Eukaryota, Viridiplantae, Streptophyta, Magnoliopsida, Caryophyllales, Amaranthaceae. Gene Ontology annotation, molecular function: terpene synthase activity; magnesium ion binding. The record is from RefSeq and is a predicted model, not a curated record.